Messenger RNA from Nanorana parkeri, 1958 nucleotides. RefSeq names its product 5'-nucleotidase domain-containing protein 2-like. The record is from RefSeq and is a predicted model, not a curated record. Bases 51 to 1778 code for a protein of 575 amino acids. Gene Ontology annotation, molecular function: 5'-nucleotidase activity. Lineage: Eukaryota; Metazoa; Chordata; Amphibia; Anura; Dicroglossidae. The transcript has 14 exons.
UUGUGGCGCUGGGCGCAGCGUGUAGCAGUAUCCUCUUGAGCUGCUCGGACAUGGCGGUGCUAGUGUGCCGGCUGUUGCGCUGCUCCGUGUGGAGAGGGGCCGCCUCUGCUGCCUACAGCACGGCCAGGGAUGGCGGGGCUGCUCCUCCAUCCUCCCAGGUACCCCCGGUGCCAGCCUCACCCUCUCCCAGUGCCCCCACCCCUCCACAGCCCCAUCUGCAUCCCUCCGGCGCUCCGAACGUGGGGCGACGCUUCGCGUCCUCCGCCACCGCUCCCAAAAUCGACAACAAGAGCUUCCUGUGGUCUCGCUAUGGGGAGAUGAAGAAGCUGGUGCAAGAUCUGUUACCUCCGGGAGUGUGUAACCUCCUAAAUUCAUCUACCAUCUAUGCUAACAAUGAAGUCUGUCUGAACGACAUAGAAAUCUAUGGCUUUGACUAUGAUUACACAUUGGCACUAUACUCCAAUGCUCUGCACUCCAUGAUCUUCGACACUGCCCGGAACUUCUUGGUAGAGCAGUACAAAUACCCAGCAGGAAUCCUGGAGUACGAGUAUCUGCCCAACUUUGCUGUACGGGGCCUGCACUAUGACAUCAAUAAGGGCCUCCUGAUGAAGAUAGAUGCGUAUCAUUACAUAGAACUGGGCACAGCAUACAGGGGCCUGAAGCCGGUCCCAGAUGAGGAGGUGAUGGAGCUCUACCAGGGAACACACCACAUCCCACUUCACCAGGUCAGCGGGUUCUACGGCAAGGGUCCUGCUGUCAAACAGUUCAUGGACAUUUUCUCUCUGCCCGAGAUGACACUUCUGGCUGUGGCCAAUGAUUUCUUCAUUUCCAAAGACAUCGAUUAUGAUCCUGUCCAUCUGUACAAGGAUGUCACGGAUGCAAUCAGAGAUGUCCAUGUUAAAGGCUUUAUGUACAAAUGGAUCAUGUCAGAUCUUGAGAAAUACAUUCUACGUGGGGACGAGACCUAUGCUGUUCUGCACCGUCUGGCUAGCCAUGGAAAAAAACUUUUCCUCAUCACCAACAGUCCUUUUAGUUUUGUAGACAAAGGAAUGAAAUACAUGGUGGGCAAGGACUGGAGGGACUUUUUUGAUGUGGUCAUCGUUCAAGCAGACAAACCUCAUUUCUUCAAUGAUUGCAUCAAGCCCUUUCGUCGGGUGGAUGGAAAUGGAGACUUGAAAUGGGAUAGGAUUACGAGCCUGGAGAAGGGACAAGUCUACAAACAGGGAAACUUAUUUGACUUCCUUCGUUUGACUGGUUGGAGAGGUUCUAAAGUGUUGUAUUUUGGGGACCACCUAUAUAGUGACCUUGCAGAUUUGAUGCUGCGUCAUGGUUGGAGGACAGGGGCCAUUGUGCCGGAGUUGGAGAGUGAAACAAAAAUUGUUAACACUGAGCAGUACUCUCAGUCCCUGACUUGGAUGCAGGCUCUGACUGGCCUGCUGGAGCGUAUGCAGAAUUUCCGUGAUCCGGAGUCGCAGCAGAUUCUACAAGACUGGAUGAGGGAAAGACAAGAGCUCAGGGCAGUGACCAAGAACCUCUUCAACCCUCAGUUUGGUAGUAUUUUCCGCACCUGCCACAACCCCACCUACUUCUCCCGCCGCCUUUGCCGUUUCUCUGAUCUCUACAUGGCCUCUAUCAGCUGCCUCCUGAACUACGACUUAACCUAUAACUUCUUCCCCCGCCGCACCCCACUGCAGCAUGAGGCACCUCUGUGGAUGGAUCAGCUCUGCACUGGAUGCAUGAAAACGCCAUUUUUGGAAGAAAUGGCCCACAUCCGUUAAACAAGCUGCGCCUUCUUAUCUAGACUUAAGACCUAGACCUAAAACUUGAUUUUUUUUUUAUUUUCUUGUAAAAAAAAGUGCUCUUUGCACAUUGGGGAGCAGUGUUUUCCAGGCCAGAUGUGGACAGUUAAAUCAUCUGUGCUUGUUUUAAAUAAGCUGGGUAACAGGGUGUACUAAAAA